AUGUCUGCUGAUGGUAAGAAAGAAGAUAUUCUUGAAACUGGUGAGAAAAUUGAUGGGGAAUUACAAGUUAAAUUAGGGGAUAAAUUCUUUCCCAUUUCAAGAUUUGCCAAACCUCAUGCUGUUGUUCACCCUGCUGAUCACCAUUCGAAAGUUGAUGCCAACAAGUUCCCCGAUGUUGAACCAGAACAAAAACAAAAAGAGGAUUUAAAAGAGUUUAACCAACAAGUCUUAAAGCCUGACAUUAAUAAACCAAAGGUUGAUCCUAAUUCAUUUCCAGAUAUUGAACCAGAGGCUAAAGAAAGAGAAGCCAAAUUAGAAGCUGAAAGACUUAAAAAGAGCCAAUAA
Messenger RNA from Candida albicans SC5314, 345 nucleotides. RefSeq names its product Asr3p (gene ASR3). The transcript has a single exon. The coding region runs from base 1 to 345 and encodes 114 amino acids. NCBI's taxonomy places the organism in Eukaryota, Fungi, Ascomycota, Pichiomycetes, Serinales, Debaryomycetaceae. The record is from RefSeq and is a predicted model, not a curated record.